AUGCCUGUGUCAGAGAUGCUGGUUGACUCAGCUGCAGGCUAUGAAUAUCUUAGCAUGCUUGAUGGAUAUUCUGGCUAUAACCAUAUUUUCAUUGCUGAAGAGGAUGUUUCCAAAACAGCCUUUCGAUGUCCAGGGGCAAUAGGAACUUAUGAGUGGAUAGUUAUGCCCUUUGGUUUAAAAAAUGUUGGGGCAGCAUACCAGCGAGCAAUGAAUUCUAUAUUCCAUGAUUAUAUAGAGACAUUUAUGCAGGCUGGAGAUUUUUUGGGCUUUGUGGUCCAUAAAAAGGGGAUAGAAAUCAAUCAGAAUAAGACGAAGGCUAUUAUGGAGACCAAAGCACCCUCAACUAAGAAAGAAUUGCAAUCAUUAUUAAGAAAGCCAAUAAUGCACAUUCGAGUUGGAAAAUGGGCAUUAGCCCUCACUGAAUACUCUUUAGCCUUUAUGCCUUUAAGAGCAAUGAAGGAACAAAUAGUAUCAGACUUUAUUGUAGACCAUGCAGUGGUCGAAAGUCCUCAACUUCAAGUUGAGUUAAAACCUUGA
Lathyrus oleraceus (garden pea) is the source of this 537-nucleotide messenger RNA. RefSeq lists its product as uncharacterized. Bases 1 to 537 code for a protein of 178 amino acids. The transcript is spliced from 3 exons. The record is from RefSeq and is a predicted model, not a curated record. Lineage: Eukaryota; Viridiplantae; Streptophyta; Magnoliopsida; Fabales; Fabaceae.